Mercurialis annua (annual mercury) is the source of this 1370-nucleotide messenger RNA. RefSeq lists its product as uncharacterized. The record is from RefSeq and is a predicted model, not a curated record. The coding region runs from base 115 to 996 and encodes 293 amino acids. Lineage: Eukaryota; Viridiplantae; Streptophyta; Magnoliopsida; Malpighiales; Euphorbiaceae. The transcript has 8 exons.
GCAGUCUUAAACCCUGUAAGCGCGUGUAUUCCACCUCCACCAUCGCCUCCCGUUAAUUCAAAAACCCUCCUCUGAGCAGACCAUGUCCAGUUAAUUAAGGUGGGCCACUGUGCUAUGGAAACUCCAGAGAAACCUUCUUCUUCAUCAUCCUCCUCCGUCUCUCCACUGCCAGCAUCAGCGUCUCGGCUAUGGAGACCGGCGGCGCAGAGAAACCUGAGAAAUCAAUGGUCAAAAUUAGCCUCCUCCAGAACUGAAUGGCUUUCGUGUUCUUCUAAAGGAAGAUCACACGCUACUGCUUUUAUUAACGCUUAUCUCUCUCAAAAGUACAUGCCUUCAAUGGAGCUUGGUGUUCUAAAAGACAUGCCUGAUAUUAAAAAUAAAGCUUCUUCUAAAUUAUUCAAGCAACAGGAGGUUUAUCAAAAACAAUUAUUGUCAUCUUACAAGGAUAUGGUGGAUAUUGUAAUAAACAUGGUUAAUACUAGUAGAUUAAUGAGGUGCUAUGUUAAAGGACCAGCCAGUAGUCCCAUCUUGAAAUUUUCAAGCACUUCUGAGGAUCAUAAUGACGAUUUUGGUGACGGUGGAGGGAUUCCUGUCUUUACAUUUUUGCCGAUUUCUUCUUUUGAAAAGUUAGCAGAUGAACUUGUACAAAUGUUUGUUUCUGAGCUAAAUUUGAAGAGACUGCUUGUAGUAGAGUUUGUUACCAGUAGCUGUGAAGAUUCACAGGUCAAGGAGUUAAUUUGGUCAAAUGAACUAUAUCCUGGAGAAUUUGACGAUUUGAGCAUCUUCGACUUGUACUCCAAUGAAACUUGUAAACUAGUGACUCCAAAAAUGAUGGAACGGGAAAAUGCAAAGCCUACCUUGCAGUUCAAGAGCCAAGCAAAUCAUGAGGUUUAUCUAACAACAUGGCUGGCAGAGGUGAAUAUAGAUACUGAUAGGGUUGAUGAAAUUUUUUCAGUAAUUGGAGAGGAAAUGCAUGUGAGCUUGCUUAUUUCUUGAUAGUCACACUUAAAGGCAUGAAUGAUCUAGCAAAAUGCAUGAAGCUCGGCUGUUGCUAAGGCAUCUUAUCAUAGCACCAGAAGAACAAUCGAACUGCCUUAUUUGAACCACAUGAACGCAUAUCAAUCGCGAACUAGACUAUCAGUUGAGCUCCUACGUCAAGAAACAAAGGGGAAAUUUUAUAAAAAUAGACUAACAAAGUUAUAUAAAUUAUUUUUUUAUUUUGUACACUUCAUAGGUUCACUUCAUAUCUAAAAGUUAAACACCUUGUACGCCCCGUAUGAGCCAUGUGUCUUUAAAGCAUCUAAUAUAUAUCUGAUGCAUCUUUCUGAGACAAAAAUUAAAGUAUAAUUUUUAUUUUUAGUUUGGAUAAA